Messenger RNA from Fusarium falciforme, 1308 nucleotides. RefSeq lists its product as hypothetical. The coding region runs from base 1 to 1308 and encodes 435 amino acids. The record is from RefSeq and is a predicted model, not a curated record. NCBI's taxonomy places the organism in Eukaryota, Fungi, Ascomycota, Sordariomycetes, Hypocreales, Nectriaceae. Gene Ontology annotation, cellular component: plasma membrane. The transcript is spliced from 3 exons.
AUGUCUGUCCCUGAGGCUGAGGACAGUCGUCGAGGUGUGCUGUACUGGAUCAAGAGGGUGGCCAACUUGAUCUUGGCGCAAUACCUUAUCAUUGGGUUCGCGAUUGCUUGUGUCGUGGGAUACUAUGCCCCGUCCGUCGCUCAACAUGGAGGUGUCAUCCGCUCAGAGUAUAGCAUUCUCUACGGCGCUGUCGCCUUCAUCUUUCUCGUCAGCGGUCUGCAGCUCUCACCAGGCAAGCUGCGAAAGAACGUGACGAACUGGAGGUUGCAUAUUCUCGUCCAGGGGAUCAGCUUUGCCGUCAUCCCAGCUAUUGUACUUGCCAUCGUUCACAUCUCCAUUGCUGCAGGAGCUCUCAAAUCCCAGACACCCUCACCACCAAUCCUAAUCGGUCUCCUCGCAACAGCCUGCCUCCCGACGACAAUUGCAUCCAACGUGGUGAUGACACGGUCAGCAGGCGGAGACGACGCAGCGGCCAUCAUCUCAGUGGUACUCGGCAACGUCGCCGGGUCCUUUCUCUCGCCGCUGCUCAUUUACGGCUUCUUCCCCUCGGGUCACCCCGAGUCGUUUGAUGACUGGCGCCCUGCUAGCCCUGCUACUCUUGGACACAUGUACGCUGAUGUCGCCAAGCAGCUGGGUCUCAGUGUCGUGCUGCCCCUCGCCGUGGGUCAGGCUAUCCGAUGGACCUGGGAGGAGAAGACGGUAAAGGUCCUGGAAACCCUCAAGUUGGCCAAGGUGUCUACGCUGUGUCUCGUUCUGCUCGUGUGGACCACUUUCUCUGGCGCUUUCGGCACAGGUGCCCUAAAGGACCUCUCAUCGAGCAACGUUGUCUUCAACAUCUUGAUCAACGUCGCCCUAUACGCCAUCUUCACCGUCAUAUGCUUCUACGCAGCCCGUCCCCCGGAACGCUUCGUGGGAUGGGCGUCCUCAUCCUGGCUCGGCAGGCGUCUACCCAGAGCUCUGCUCCCAGCCCGCAUGUCGAAAGAGCAGACCAUUGCCGUAUGCUUCUGCGGGGCGGCCAAGACGACGAGUCUGGGUAUCCCUUUGGUGAGCGCCAUGUGGGCGAGGGCUGAUGACCUCACGCGCGCUUAUAUCCAAAUCCCUGUGCUGCUUUAUACGAUUGAGCAGGUUUUCAUGGCUCAGAUGGUGGUUUACCUAUUUCGUUGGUAUAUGCGGCGUGGAAUUGACAAGACCGAAGAGGACGAGGAAAUAGGAGGCGAUACUCCUGAACCACAGCAGAUAACUGAGGGGCAAUCUCAGCAACAUGACACUUCGAAGGGCACGGUAGACCAGAAUGUAUCAAAGGAGUAG